This is a messenger RNA of Melopsittacus undulatus (budgerigar), 3786 nucleotides long. RefSeq names its product kelch like family member 20 (gene KLHL20). The record is from RefSeq and is a predicted model, not a curated record. NCBI's taxonomy places the organism in Eukaryota, Metazoa, Chordata, Aves, Psittaciformes, Psittaculidae. The transcript is spliced from 12 exons. Gene Ontology annotation, molecular function: protein binding. The coding region runs from base 111 to 1940 and encodes 609 amino acids.
GGCUCGCUUGGUGCGCUGUGAUCAGCGCCGCUGUUGCGGGACCGUGGUACGGCGGCGGAUCCCGUGCCCAGCGUCUUGAAGAAUAGGUUGAAGGUUUCUCUGCACGGUGCAUGGACGGAAAGCCAAUGCGCAGGUGUAGCAGUACUCGACCAGGAGAGACCGGAAUGGAUGUGACUAGCCGUUGCACACUUGGAGAUCCUAACAAACUGCCAGAAGGGGUGCCACAGCCUGCUCGCAUGCCCUACAUCUCUGACAAGCAUCCUCGACAAACCUUGGAAGUCAUCAAUCUUCUGAGGAAGCACCGGGAGUUGUGUGAUGUAGUGCUAGUAGUUGGUGCAAAGAAGAUCUAUGCCCACAGGGUGAUUCUGUCAGCCUGCAGUCCUUACUUCCGAGCCAUGUUCACUGGGGAGCUGGCAGAGUCUCGGCAGACAGAGGUAGUAAUUAGAGACAUCGAUGAAAGGGCCAUGGAACUGCUGAUUGACUUUGCGUACACCUCUCAGAUCACUGUAGAAGAGGGAAAUGUUCAGACCUUGUUGCCAGCUGCUUGCCUUCUCCAGUUGGCUGAGAUCCAGGAGGCCUGCUGUGAAUUCCUUAAGAGACAGUUGGACCCUUCCAAUUGCCUGGGCAUCCGAGCUUUUGCUGACACCCACUCGUGCCGUGAGCUAUUGAGGAUCGCUGACAAGUUCACACAGCAUAACUUCCAGGAGGUAAUGGAAAGUGAGGAGUUCAUGCUGCUUCCUGCCAAUCAGCUCAUAGAUAUUAUAUCCAGUGAUGAGUUAAAUGUUCGCAGUGAAGAGCAGGUGUUCAAUGCAGUGAUGGCGUGGGUGAAAUACAGCAUUCAGGAAAGACGACCUCAGCUGCCACAGGUCCUGCAGCAUGUCCGUCUACCACUGCUGAGUCCCAAGUUUCUUGUGGGUACAGUGGGUUCUGAUCCACUUAUUAAGAGUGAUGAGGAGUGCCGGGAUCUAGUGGAUGAAGCUAAGAACUAUCUCCUGUUGCCCCAAGAGCGGCCACUAAUGCAAGGACCAAGAACUAGGCCACGCAAACCCAUCCGCUGUGGAGAAGUGCUCUUUGCAGUUGGGGGCUGGUGUAGUGGCGAUGCAAUUUCCAGUGUCGAACGCUAUGACCCUCAAACCAAUGAGUGGCGGAUGGUGGCUUCCAUGAGCAAAAGACGCUGUGGUGUUGGAGUCAGUGUUUUGGAUGAUCUUCUUUAUGCUGUGGGAGGCCAUGAUGGUUCCUCUUAUCUUAACAGUGUAGAGAGGUAUGAUCCGAAGACCAAUCAGUGGAGCAGUGAUGUGGCCCCCACCAGUACCUGCAGAACCAGCGUUGGAGUAGCAGUUGUUGGAGGCUACCUCUAUGCUGUGGGUGGCCAGGAUGGUGUCUCUUGUCUGAACAUUGUAGAAAGGUAUGAUCCCAAAGAAAACAAGUGGACUCGAGUGGCUUCUAUGAGCACCAGGCGCCUGGGAGUUGCAGUGGCUGUGCUGGGGGGCUUUCUUUAUGCUGUGGGAGGCUCUGAUGGAACUUCUCCUCUCAAUACUGUGGAACGCUACAAUCCCCAGGAGAACCGCUGGCACACAAUUGCACCUAUGGGGACAAGGAGGAAGCACCUGGGCUGUGCAGUAUACCAAGACAUGAUAUAUGCUGUGGGAGGCAGAGAUGAUACAACAGAGCUCAGUAGUGCUGAAAGAUACAACCCUCGAACCAACCAGUGGUCUCCUGUUGUGGCCAUGACAUCCCGCCGGAGUGGAGUUGGCCUUGCCGUGGUGAAUGGACAGCUGAUGGCAGUAGGGGGUUUUGAUGGCACAACAUACUUGAAGACCAUUGAGGUGUUUGAUCCAGAUGCUAACACAUGGAGGUUGUAUGGUGGUAUGAAUUAUCGGCGGCUGGGAGGAGGAGUAGGUGUUAUCAAAAUGACACACUGUGAGUCCCAUAUAUGGUAAGCAUCAAGAGGGAGGGAGAUACCAUGGUUCUCAUUCCUAGAGAAACUGAAGAGAUUUGUUGACACUGGACCUUUUUGCAGCUCUAGUAUGCACAGUCUAGAUCCAAUAUAAAUCUUUGCCAGUGACUCUUUCUAUGGAAUCAUAAAAAUGACUUCUGUGAGAGCGUGCCCGAUGGGAGACCACGUUGUCAGACCCCAGGGAAUCACUGGACUAAAGCAGAGGUGUUGGCUCAUGUCUGUAUUUUUUCUAAAUAGUCUACAUUUUUGAAUAAACCAAACUGUAAAAGUUACUGUAAUGUAAACAGUGCUAAUGUAGAAACUAUAUGCUACACUGGGAGUCUGGCAAGGGAGGAGGGCUUCCUGCCUUCCCUCCUGCUGUGUGAGCAGUGGAUGUGGCAGCUGUGUGGUGGGCGAAAGAGGAAAGUGAUACAGAAAACUUUGCUUUUGCCUUAUUUACAGAGAGCUUCAAAAAAGUACUUGACCUGCAAGGUGCCACCUUUGCACGGAAGCUUUUCUGUGCACAGAGUAUAUUUAUUUUUUCAUUUAAUUUGUAUCAUCUAUUUUCUUUGUAAUGCUCACAGUGAUAAUUCCAGCUUUUUAUAUACAUAUAUGUGCAUAUAUAUGUAUUAUAUAUAUAUGUAUAUGUACGUGUGCAAUUUGAGUUCUGAUAAACUGGCAGUUAGCAGGGCUAUGUCCUGCCAGCUAUUGUGGUUCCAGCCCUUGUGGUAUGUUUUAUGGUCUCUUAAGAGAGUACAGGAGAGGUGUGAGGAUGGGUGCCCUGAGGAACUUUUCAGUCUUGCUGGAGGCAAGAAGUAGAACUGGAACUCUCAUCUAUCGACUGAAUCAGUGAAGUGCCCAAAAAGGGUGAGAGUGAAAAGGAUUUCAAAUUAAUGCCUUUUUACUGUACAGUAUAUGGUACAAAAGUUCAGCUGUUGUUUCUCCCCUCCCCUGUGUAAACCUAGAAACAACUAGUUGUUGCUUACUUAUAAAAACCAUUUUCUCACAUUGGCUGCUAGAUAUCAGUUCUUGCCUGAAGCUGCGAUGCAGGUGUCAUCUGAUAAUUCUGACUAGCUUAGAUCAAUGCUCACCUCUCAGGUUCUUGCUAGAAUGCCAGACACAAUCAGCUCCUGCUAAAAAAAGUUUAGACCAGCAUCUUAGCUGCCCUCCUGCCUGUUAUUUGUGUCUUUAGAAUUCCUGUUGUAAAACACUGGCCAUGAUGAGAUGGUACCCUCCUUAUUAGUGAUUUUUAUUAUUUUUAUGCACUUCCCCUGUGUGUGUGUUUAGAGCAGGAAAAGGCAGGAAACUCAUUACAGAGUUUGGAGGGAAUGGACUGUUUGCUGGCACUAUGAGUAACUCAUGUUUCAGUGACUGAAGGCAUCUGGGAGGAGAGGAGGAAGGAGAAAUUCCAUAGACUCAGAGGUUCUGAUACAUUUGUACUGUAGCUUCUGUCUAGUAUGAAAGAAUGACUUUCUGCACCUGAUAAAUAUUUGGACCUUAACUAAAUCUGAUAUUAAAAUAAGAGGCUGCGAAUUUUUGAGAUGAAAAAGGCAGUGCUGACAUCUUAAGUUCUUUAACUUCAUAGUUUGAUUCAUGUAACUCAAAUUUUAAUGUGCUUGAAUAUAGUAAAAAUUACACUACAGUAAUAAAUGGGCCACUUAAAACUUUUUUAAAAGUCCCUCUUCCCUUAAUGGUUGGUAUUCUCGUGUUUACAUAUGAAGAUCAUUUGCACCUUUACAAGGAAAACAAGUAUUCUGUAAACAAAUGUUUACAUGUAUCAUUUAUGCUUUUUUCUAGCAUGAGUAACUUGUAUAAAUAGUGCUAUCUUAAUAAAUUUCUUCUAUGCUGUU